UGGAGUAUCGUCAACCCCGGAACUUCUAGAGAUCAUCACAAUCCUCAUGAACCAAAUCGCAUCUGCUUACUGGAUUGCCGGGAAAUCCCGUCCCAUGCAUAUGUAAUAGAAUGGCUCUACGACGCUCCGCUCGACUGAGUGCAGUGCUCCCCCUGCAACCAAGCAUCCAGCCCGCAAAACCCAACAGAUCCCCAUCGCAACGCAGCAAUAGCAACGGAGUCACAAAGUCACGAAAGCCAUCAGCAAAAGAAACCCAGAAGAGGAAAAAGACCCUUAACCCGAACUCGCUCCCUCAACCUCUCCUAAGCCCCCACCAGACAGCCACCACCCCUACCUCCGACACACCCCAAGCCCCAGCUCCCAAUUCCACGACCUACUGGGAUAGCCCCUCACCACCACCACCACCACCACCUCCCCUCCCCCAAGACAACAUCGGAAACAGGCCUCAAACCCCUCCUCCCCCCCUUGACCGCCCCGUCGAACCACACAGAACAAACGCAACCCUUCUUACUCCACACGGCUCCUCCCUAGUCGCAUACCCCCCGGACGCCCUGGACUGGGACAUCAUCAUCCCCCCCUCCAAGACCGGCCUGCCCCGUCCAACCGCAACAACAGGUACCCUCCUGGAGCAGGCAACCGCACAUCUCAUCGCCACAGAUGCCCGUCUCGAGCCGAUCAUCAGACAACACCCCUGCAAGCUCUUCUCGCCGCAAGGGCUAGCCGAGAAAAUCGACCCCUUCCGCAGCCUGGUAAGCACGAUCAUCGGGCAGCAGGUUUCAGGGGCGGCGGCGAAAUCAAUCAAGGAUAGGUUUGUGGGGUUGUUGUAUGGGAUUAACAACCGCAACCGCAACCGCAACCGCAACCGCAAUCCCAACGAUGGUAUUACUAUCAACAACGGUGGAAGCGGAAGCGGAAGCGGAAGUGAGACUACGAUAAUACCACCACCACCACCAGCUGACUACUUCCCUACCCCCGAGGAAAUCGUCAAAUGUGAUAUCCCCCUAUUACGCACCGCGGGCCUCUCCCAGCGGAAAGCAGAGUACAUCCAGGGUCUCUCGGAGAAAUUCGCAAACGGCGAGCUCAGUGCGCGGAUGUUGCUGAGUGCAAGUGACGACGAGCUUCUUGAAAAGCUGACUGCCGUGCGUGGCCUGGGGAGAUGGUCUGUGGAGAUGUUUGCUUGUUUUACGCUGAAGCGGACGGAUGUGUUUUCGACAGGGGAUUUGGGCGUCCAGAGAGGGUGUGCAGCUUUUAUAGGAAAAGAUGUGAGUAAGCUCAAGGCCAAAGGUGGUGGUAAGUUCAAGUAUAUGUCGGAAAGUGACAUGUUAGAACUCGCGGCCAAGUUCGCACCGUAUAGGAGUCUCUUCAUGUGGUACAUGUGGCGCGUAGAGGAAGUUGAUGUCACGGUGAUGAGUAACUGAGCUGUGUGAUUGGAGUACACAAGUAUAUACGAUAGUAGACCUCGAUAUAAGAUGCACUAGUUUUGAUACAACUUGAAUGACUCAAAUAUCCCCAAUACGGUUCUUGCAAUGUUUGGUAUAGAGCAUGAUACGAGGGAUGCGGUACAUUCAUCACGAGGAUGAUUGAGAGAAGAAUAACAAAUGAAUUUGUACAGUAUCAGUACACGUGGGUU
Messenger RNA from Aspergillus ochraceoroseus IBT 24754, 1630 nucleotides. RefSeq names its product DNA-3-methyladenine glycosylase II (gene alkA). The transcript is spliced from 3 exons. Lineage: Eukaryota; Fungi; Ascomycota; Eurotiomycetes; Eurotiales; Aspergillaceae. Gene Ontology annotation, molecular function: DNA-7-methylguanine glycosylase activity; alkylated DNA binding; DNA-3-methyladenine glycosylase activity. The record is from RefSeq and is a predicted model, not a curated record. Gene Ontology annotation, cellular component: nucleus; protein-DNA complex. Bases 111 to 1418 code for a protein of 435 amino acids. Gene Ontology annotation, biological process: base-excision repair; base-excision repair, AP site formation; DNA alkylation repair.